This is a messenger RNA of Copidosoma floridanum, 788 nucleotides long. RefSeq lists its product as uncharacterized. The record is from RefSeq and is a predicted model, not a curated record. Lineage: Eukaryota; Metazoa; Arthropoda; Insecta; Hymenoptera; Encyrtidae.
UGUUCCACGAGAGCUAUACAGGCCUCCUACUUUUUACACUUUUGUACCCACUCCAGUCGUCAUGUUCAAGCUGCUCGUACUUUUGUCCCUGGCGGUGUACGCCUCGGCCGGUGGCCUGUACUCCGGCUUGGGAAGCUACGGGUACUACGGCAGCCCGUACAGCAGCGCGUACAGCUACGGAGGCUACGCCGGCGGCUACGGUGGCUACGGACACGGCGGCAGCGUCGUCAGUCUCGCGCCCUCGGUCGGCUACUCGCCCUACGCCAGCAGCUACGCCAGCGUCAUCAAGUACCCGUCGUACUACACGAGCGGACUCUACCCCGGGGCCAAGAAGAUCAUCUACGCCAAUCCGCUGAACAAGCUCGGCUACUACUCGCCCACCUACCUCGGGGGCUACCCGGCGUCGUACUCGCCCUACUACGGCUACGGCCACGGCUACGGCGGCUACUACGACAACGGGCUAGGACUCGGCGGCUACAACGGCUACCUCGGCGGCCUCUCCGCUUACGGCCACAACGUUUACAACCACUACUAGGAGCCCGUGCGCACAGCCGGAGGUGCAGCGACCCGAGCCAAAAAUCCGACACGCGACGACGCUUGCGGACCGAAGGGAAUUUAUCAGUAUUUCACGAAAGAUUGACCCCCAUGUGUAUUUUGUAUUUACCGAUGUGUUCUCGAUCUCGUUGGAGCGAGUUUCGCCGAAAUUCCUCCCAACGAGACCUAAUCACGCGUGUACACCCAGGGAGAACGAAAACCUCAAUAAAAUUGUAUUUUUACUACCGAUUGUA